UCUAUGGUUACUCAAGGUCCCUUGUAGGAGCAAAUCAAACCUUCCCUCUUCGAGCAGAAUUAAAGUGGUGUUUAUUGAUGAUUAAAAGAUCCUUCAUGUCAAGAAAGGUUUCGAAUCCUAGUAUUGUAGGCUGGAACCAUCCUACCAAGCUCUCUAUAGGAUUAUAAGGUGGAAGGCAACUGCAGUAGUAUCAAAUGUGUUGAAGAUCAUAUAAAAAACCAGACAUCCAAAUAUCGCCACUGUGUACAGACGGAGAAACGUAGACUCCUUCUGGACUCCGGCCACCGAAGCUCUCUUCCUCCGAGUUCGACUCGUCCCUCCCCUCGAGCUUCUCCUCUCCCCUCCAAAACCCUAGAAGAAAUCGACCGGAGCUUCCGUCGCACUCUCCUCCCCUCUUGUCCGUGGCUGUUUUCUUCGUAUUGGAGAUGGGGGACGAGGUCUGUACGACGCAGCUGAUCCACAGUGACGGGACCUUCAACGUGGAAGGCCUGGAGCAGUUCGUCAAGGCUGUGAAGCUCUCCAAGUUAGGCCUCUCCUACGCCGUCGUCUCCAUCGUGGGCCCGCAGAGCAGCGGAAAAAGCACCCUUCUUAAUCAUCUUUUUGGAACAACCUUUGGGGAAAUGGAUGCCUCUAAAGGAAGGUAUCAAAGUACCAAAGGUAUUUGGAUAGCGAAGUGUGUUGGCAUUGAUCCUUGCACAAUUGUCAUGGAUUUAGAGGGAACUGAUGCAAGGGAUAGAGGAGAGGAUGAUACUGCAUUUGAGAAGCAAAGUGUCCUCUUUGCAUUGGCAAUUUCUGACAUUGUAUUGAUAAAUAUGUGGUGCCACGAUAUUGGCCGUUAUCAUGCUGCUAACAAGCCUCUUUUGAAAACUGUCUUUCAGGUUAUGAUGCGCUUAUUUAGUCCUCGAAAGACAAAAUUACUGUUUGUUAUUCGUGACAAAACAAAGACUCCAUUGGAACUUUUAGAACCUUUACUAAGGGAGGAUAUUCAAAAGAUUUGGGAUACUGUUUAUAAGCCCCAGGCUCACGAAGGAACCACACUCAGUGAUUUUUUUAAUGUGGAGGUCACAGCUUUGUCCAGUUAUGAAGAGAAGGAAGAACAAUUCAAAGAGCAGGUUGUACAACUAAGGCAGCGUUUUUUUCAUUCAAUUGCACCAGGAGGUCUUGCAGGAGAUAGACAAGGUGUCAUUCCAGCUUCAGGAUUUUCUUUUAGUGCACAGCAUAUUUGGAAAGUCAUACGAGAGAACAAGGACCUUGACCUUCCUGCUCACAUGGUAAUGGUUGCUACUGUUCGAUGUGAAGAAAUUGCAAAUGACAAGCUCAGUUGUUUGGCUUCUGACGAGGGUUGGUUAGAGUUGCAGGCGGCUGUGCAAUCUGGUCCAGUAUCAGGCUUUGGGAGAAAGCUUGGCUCCAUUAUUGAUGCUUAUCUAUCAGAGUAUGACAUGGAAACCACUUAUUUUGAUGAAGGUGUCAAGACUACAAAACGACAGCAGUUGGAAUCCAGAAUACUACUUCUUGUUCAUCCUGCUUUCCGGGCAAUGUUGGGGCAUCUACGUUCUAAAGCUCUUGAUAAAUUCAGAAGUGAGCUUGAACAGUCGGUGAAGAGUGGGUUCGCUGCAUCAGUUCGCGAUUGUACUCAGUCUUCUUUGCUUGAAUUUGAUAGAGGAUUUGCAGAUGUGAAAAUUAAGCAUGCUAAUUGGGAUGCUUCCAAAGCAAGGGAGAAGCUUCAACGUGAAAUUGAAGCACAUGCAUUGUCUGUUCUUGGUGCAAAAUUGUCGGAACUUAGAGCUGAUUACCAGAGACAAGUAACUGAAGCACUGGCUGAGCCUAUAGAGUCACUAUUUGAUAAUGCUGGGCAAGAUACUUGGCCAUCGAUGAGGAAACUCUAUAAGCGUGAGAUGGAGAAUGCUUUAUCAAGGUUUGCAAAUUCUCUUUCUGGGUUUGAACUGGACCAGGCAACUUAUGAUAAGAUGAUGGCCGAGUUAAAGGACUAUGCAAAAAGUCUGGUGGAAAAGAAAGCCAGAAAAGAAGCUGGAAAGGUUUUGAUACAUAUGAAGGAUAGGUUUUCAACUAUAUUUAGUCAUGACAUGGAUUUGAUGCCAAGGGCCUGGACUGGGAAAGAAGAUAUAAGAAAUAUCACAAAAGAGGCCAACACUGCAGCUUUGAAGGUUUUGUCUGUAUUGGCGGCUCUACGCUUAGAUGACAAACCGGAUAAAAUCGAGAGUAUUCUUAAAUCAAUACUUAUGGGUGGCUCAGCUUCCCGAAAGAGUCUUGAAGCUGCAGCAGAUCCACUUGCUUCAAACACAUGGGAAGAGGUUCCUCGAAAUAAUACAUUGAUCACACCAGUUCAGUGUAGGUCAAUUUGGAGACAGUUCAAAACAGAAACUGAGCAUAUUAUCAUCCAAGCAAUUUCUGCACAGGAAGCUCACAGGCGCAGUAAUAGGUGGCUGCCUACUCUGUGGGUAAUUGCUUUAAUUGCAGUUCUGGGUUUCAAUGAAUUUAUGAUGCUUCUAAGGAAUCCUCAAUAUUUCUUUGGACUGUUUCUUUCUUUCUUACUGUGUGGAGCUCUAUGGUUUCAACUUAAUAUUGCUGGAGAAUUCCGCAAUGGCAUGCUUCCAGGACUUCUUGCACUGUGCACAAGAUUUCUGCAGGCAGUUACGAGCCAUAAGAAACUUGCUGACAAGCGUCACAGACAUGAGACUCCAGUACCUCCCCAACCACCCAAGCCAAUUCGUGCACGAAGUUUCAUGAUUCAAUCACAGAGACAAGCUUCAUUUAGCGGUCCGAUACCUUACGCAUUAUCCUCUUCACUCCCAGUUUCUUCUAAAAGCGGUCUUGAGUGCUCAAGCAUGUCAACAGAGUCAACUUGGAGAGACCGACUAUGAGGCGAGCUCUUCAUAAGUUUGUGUGAUCGUCAAGCUAUAUACUGAUGGCUAUGUAUACUUGCCACCUGUUACGAGUCACCAGAGGUAGCAUUCAUCUGCCUUCAUGCUGUUCAUCGAGCAUCAGUUCAGUUGUUACAUGGAUUGAUACCAUCAGAUGCUGCCUUUCAUGCAUACCUGUUGGAACAGUUGUCUGAGGACUAGACUGGUCUUUUAACUGUUCAUAUUUGUAUUAGCCGCAUAAAUAUUUAUAGUAGGUACAGGCAUUCUAUCAAGAAUCACUUGUUACAUGGAUUGAUACCA
Molecule: messenger RNA, 3182 nt
Organism: Phoenix dactylifera (date palm)
Lineage: Eukaryota; Viridiplantae; Streptophyta; Magnoliopsida; Arecales; Arecaceae
Product: protein ROOT HAIR DEFECTIVE 3 homolog 2-like
Biological process (GO): endoplasmic reticulum membrane fusion
Cellular component (GO): endoplasmic reticulum
Molecular function (GO): GTP binding; GTPase activity
Source: RefSeq, a predicted model, not a curated record